CCGCGGCGAGGGGAGGACCCUUCUCCGCAACGCUUCCCCUGCCCUGGUUUCCUCAGCUCCACUGACCACGCUUCGUCGCGCGCUUGAACUUGAAGCUCCAGCCCGGAGGUCCGGAGCUCCCCGCGCUGCACUCCCCUCGAUUCGAACCCGACGACCAAGCAAAGGAAGCUGCUGGCUCCCGCGCGCGCGCGCCUGUUCGCCGCUAGCUUCAGACGGCCGGUAUCAUGGCGCACGACCUACGCGACGACCUGGAGCUCGUCGGCGGCGACUACUACUUCGACGACGACGACGACUUCGAUGACGGGUUCCAGACCGGCAGCGGUGGCUCUUCCGGCCUGCAGCAUGAGCAAAUGGAUGAUACUUCAGCUUCGGAUUAUAAAGAAGGGAAAGACAUCCAAGGGAUACCCUGGGAAAGAUUAAACUACAGUAGGGACCAGUACCGCAAGAUGAGGUUGAAAGAAUACAAGAACUAUCAGAACCUCACUAGGUCACGCAGCGGACUAGAACAGGAAUGCAAACAAGUGGAGAGAAAGGAUGCUUUCUAUGAUUUCCAGUCCAGUACGAGAGCUGUCAAAUCGACGAUAGUCCAUUUCCAGCUGAGGAACCUCCUGUGGGCUACUUCGAAGCACGACGUAUACCUCGUGCAGAACUACUCCGUGAUGCACUGGUCUCCCCUGCUCCAGAGAGGAAGAGAAGUGCUCAAUGUGGCCGGACAAUUGACUCCCACAGAGAAUGUCAAGGGGGCUGGGCGACUGUCGAGGGUUCAGGUCAGCACCAUGGCUCUCGAGGACAACCUCAUGGUGGCCGGUGGCUUCCAGGGAGAACUCAUCUGCAAGUAUAUUGAUAAACCUGGGGUGGCUUUCUGCACGAACCUGAGCGGCAACAACAACUCCAUCACGAACGCCGUGGACAUCUACCGGGCGCCCAACGGCGCCACCCGAGUGACGGCCGCGAACAACGACUGCGUCGUCAGGACGUUCGACACCGAGAGAUACAGCCUGCUCACCCAGUUCACCUUCCCGUGGUCCGUCAAUAACACGUCGGUGUGCCCCGACGGCAAGCUGAUGGCGGUUCUCGGCGACAGCUCCGACUGCCUUCUCACCGACUCCCAGUCCGGCAAGGAGAUCGCGAGGCUCCAGGGCCACCUGGACUACUCCUUCGCGUCGGCGUGGCACCCCGACGGGCACGUCCUGGCCACGGGGAACCAGGACGCGACGUGCCGGCUCUGGGACGUCCGCAACCUGUCCGAGUCGCUCGCCGUGCUCCCGGGCCGCAUCGGCGCCGUCCGGGGCCUCCGGUUCUCCCCCGACGGCCGGUUCCUGGCCGCGGCCGAGGCGGCCGACUUCGUGCACGUGUACGACGCCGCGGCCGGGUACGCCGGCGCCGAGCAGGAGCUGGACCUGUUCGGGGAGGUGGCCGGCGCCGCGUUCAGCCCCGACGGGGAGGUUCUGUUCGUGAGCGUCGCCGACCGGACCUACGGCGGCGUGCUGGAGUUCCGGCGGCGCCGGUCGUACGGGUACCUCGACUCGUGCUUCUUCUGAGGUGUCUCGGCCUGGCCGACCGGCGUGCCGGACUAUAGAGUGUGUACCGUUGGUAUUUUUUGCAGUGUAAAGGCGCAGUGUUUUUUGCGUGCGCGGGUCCUGACCUGAUUGGUGCUGCCUGCAUUUCGCUCUUUUAGAACUGCGGGGUGGCAGGUACUGUCAGGAGGUUUGUUUGUGUAAGUAGGCACCUUAAACGUGGUGUUUUAGGCACUGUAGUGUAUGAAUCGUAAAUCUGUAAAUCUGUGGGGUUUGCUAAUGUAAGAAGAGGGCUUGUUUGCUAGUUUUUUGGGGUUAGUUUCUGGAUUAA
Messenger RNA from Panicum hallii, 1848 nucleotides. RefSeq lists its product as uncharacterized. The transcript has 8 exons. The record is from RefSeq and is a predicted model, not a curated record. NCBI's taxonomy places the organism in Eukaryota, Viridiplantae, Streptophyta, Magnoliopsida, Poales, Poaceae. The coding region runs from base 225 to 1541 and encodes 438 amino acids. Gene Ontology annotation, molecular function: protein binding.